GCAGAGCGUUCAGUCCGCUAUGGCAGUGAGACACGGGUGGACGUGAGGGUGGAGCGCGAUUUCUUCAUGCUGUGGGGUGCUAUUACACUAUUCUGAUGGUGGUGGGUGUCUAACGUUCCUUCAAGCACUAACUGUCACUUCUCAAUACGACUCUUCACCUGCAAGACCUUUUCUCGUCACCUCCCCGAGGACUCUGAAGGGCGUACACAAUGCGGGCCAAGCAGAACCUAGGGAAGGCCCAGCGCCGGGAGAAGCCUUGCUUUCGGAUCGUCUCCAAGACGUCGGACAAGGCUAAGAAACAGACGACCAUGGACUCCUUCGUGAAGAAGAAGGCGGAGCAAUAUUUAAAGCAGGAGGCGACGCAGAAAAAGAAGGAGAAGGAGGAGGCCGCUGAGAAAACCGCGGUGGCGCCGAGCCCCACGAAAGGAAAGGCGGCGGUGGACAAGGCGGACGCCCCUGCAGCGAGUCCGACCAAGGGGAAGGCCGCGAAGACCGUGUCCGGAGGCGCCGCGAAGCCCGCCGCCGAGAGUCCCUCCAAGGCCAAAUCAUCUAGUCCCAAAAAGUCAGAAAAGAAAGCUGCCAAGAAAGAAACUAGUCCGAAGAAGGAAGUGAGUAGCGAGUCAAAGAAAGUCGAAACCGCCAAAGAAACCACCAGGAAAACCACAAAGAAGAGAGCCACAAAACAGAGCGAAGCCGAAGACAAAGCCGUAGAUAAUUCGGACAAGGAGAAUGCGGAGGAGAGUCCCGCGCUGGAUCCGAAGCCUCCGGCCAAGGACUUGGAGAAUGAGGACGAGGAGAAUGAGGAUUCGGAGGACUCGGAAGACGGGAUGAAGAUCGACUUCAUGGACAUGGAAGACGAAGGAAUCUCCGACGCCGAGAAGUCGGAGAAGGAUUCCGGCGGAGACUCGUCUCCGGAGAAACACAUCAUUAUCCUUGAGCGCGGCAAAUCAGACCAAGAGGAAGACAAUAAAGAAAAGAGGUUUAAGUGCGGGAUUUGCGGGAGGCUGUCGUCGGCGAAGGCUGACCUUUUGAAGCACGUCCGCAUCCACACAGGUGACAGACCGUACAGGUGUAAGAUCUGCAACGUGGCUUUUGUUCAGAUCACUGCGCUGCGAGGCCACGAGACCAUCCACACGGGCGAAAAGCCCUUCCGGUGCGACGUGUGCAACAAAAGCUUUGCUCUGAAGGACCGUCUUCGUCUGCACAUGAGGGUCCACACGGGAGAAAAACCUCACAAGUGCGACCAUUGCGACCAAACCUUCGCCCGACGCAGCCAAGUGACUCAGCAUUCUCGCGUCCACACCGGCGAGAAGGCGUACGAAUGCACAGAAUGCGGCGCCCGUUUCGCUUCUUACCACACACUGAAGGGCCACAUCAUGGCCCAUCGAGGCAUCAAGGAGUUCCAGUGUGGUGCUUGCGGGAAGAAGUUCAUCCGGGUCGAGGGCAUGUACAAACACAUCCGCACAGUCCACCGUGGGUCCCGGCCUUACACCUGCAACCUGUGUGGGAAGUCAUUCAAGGGCCACCUGCAGCAGCACAUGAGACUUCACCUUGGUAUGCGGCCUUUCGAGUGCUCCACCUGCGGAGCGACCUUCACUCAGAACUCACAGCUUACGGUGCACAUGCGAAUUCACACGGGAGAACGCCCAUACAAGUGCCAAAUCUGUGGAGCUGCAUUUGCACACUCCUCUGCCUGCAAGAUUCACAUGCGAUCUCACACGGGAGAGAAACCCUUCAAGUGUGUGCUAUGCUCCGCGGCCUUCUCGCAACUGCCGCACCUCAAGAAGCACAUGAAGUGUGUCCACAACGCCUCCAAACCAUACCUCUGCACCGUGUGUAAGGAGUUCUUCCAGACGCAGAACGAACUGGAGAGCCACGGGCGUCAGGCGCACGGGUUGGACAAGACGGCUGAGCAGGAAGCCGAGGAGAUCGUCGAGGAAUCGACCUUGGCUCGGCUUCGCAACCGCCUGGCCGUCCUGCUGUACCGCAUCUCAUCCGAGGAGCGCCGGUGCAAGUUCGGCUUCGGAAACCGGCUGGUCGACGACGUGCUUAAGCUCUCCCUCGAGUCGUCCGGACACGAGCCCAUCAACGACACGUCGCUCUCCCGCCUCGACGAGCUGCGCAAGAACGUGCUCCUGCUGCUGAAGUGGACCAUUCCUAAGGAGACGAUGGAGGAGUACCACAAGAACAACAUGACCGUGGAUGAGGUCCUGGACAUGCUCACUUCUUAAUGAUGCUGUGAUUAGGCAGAGUAAUGUGAUCCAAUGAAUUGUACAAUAUUUGGGGCAUUAGCUGUAAGGCAAUCUCCAGAAUGGUAUUAUAUAUAUAUUGUUAAGAAUCUUGUAUAGAAUGUAGAAUGACUCAGUCUUCUCUUCAAUCAGGAAUAUAUCGUAGGUAUAGCGUGAUUAUACCUCUUUUAAAUUUAUAUGAGUAAAACGAAGGAAUGUGCAAUGCCAGAAAAGUACCAAAUUUCGUGGAUUUUGCAAUAUCUAAUAUUUUUGCACUUUUAGAUUACCAUAGUCAUUAUAAACAUUCUCCUUAAUAGCGAGGGCAUCUUGAUUUUUUAAAAGUAUGUAUAUAGAUAAAAGAUGCUAUAAAAUACUCGUAUGUUUUUGUUGAUUUGUGUUAUUUAAGUGGUAGUGUAGAUAUUUACUCUGAUGUACAUGUCUCGGCUAAAUGUUGUGUCAUAUGAUAGCGUGUAGGAAUCGAAGAUUUAUUAUUUAUUAAUGAAACCCUGAAUUCAUUGUUGCCAUAUUGGGGAACUGGACAUAAGUGCCCAUUCUAGUCGUCUUGUCCCGGGCUGCAACCUGUUCCCGUCAUCACAUAGCUUGUAAGUGUCUUUUAAAACCGUGCAAAGUGCAAUAACUGUGCGUUGAAUCGUACCAAUCGUACCUGCUUACCAUGUUCUGUCGCGAUCUAGUCUGUUUUGUGGUGCCAAUCUGCAACUGCGUCCUAUUACUGGUGGCAGUUGACAAAUGUUUUGUCUUUUGUCUGUAAUAAAUGCCAUUUCCACUCCUGUGUUUUAUACGUACUAGUCUUGUGUUGGUGCUAAGUGUUCCCAUGAAUUUGUUUUUCCUUUUUUCACCGAAACUUUUACUUUCUGUUUAUAUGUAAUGAAUUGUACAUGUUUUGUUAUCUCACCUGGUUAGAUGUCCUAGUCUUUUGGAGCAAUCGGUUCUCUCUCUCUGUCGCUCAUUUUCAGUUAUUUUAAUGCAUGCUCUAAUUCUGGCUGUGGAAGGGCGCUGUUAUAAUCGUUUUGUCAGACAACUUAUCUGUUUUUAUUAUGUAUUUCUUUAGUCCUUUUAGGCAUUUGCACAUAUUAUCUCUUAAAAAAAGAAGAUACGACGUUGAAAUGCGAGACCAACUAGCAUACAGUAAGUUACCUGACAAACUCUACUCCAUUGGUAGUUCCUGUCAUGCUGUAGGGUGCUUUAAGGACUGUGAAUACGGUGGUGGUGGGUUUUCAAUCACAGGCAUUGUAGUGGUUCAAAUCACAGGUAUUGUAGUGCACGUUUUACCUUGAAUCUGUGGCUUCUGUUGCACACCUCUUUGGAUGGCGAGUCGUCACCGGGGUUUCCUUCAGAGUGGUGUGCAACAAAGGCUGAAGUAGAGACUCUCUAUUCCUCUUAAUCGAUCGAUAUUCCUCUUGGUAGAUGAAAGACUACACUUACGAUAAGGGAUUCCUUUUGUAAUUAUUCCAGUGCAUGUUAAAAUAGUGUAAAUGUAUUUUAUAUUUUUUCCCCUAUCCGAAGAUACGAAAAAAAGGUCAAUCGAUUUCUAAUUUAUUCGCUUACUUGUAUUGUUCUCAUUCGCCAAUGAAUGUACUCAAUCAAGUCUACUUAACUUUGUAUACAAGCUUGUGUAAAAUUUUGUUGAUCAAUAAAAUAUAAAAUGUGUA
This is a messenger RNA of Penaeus chinensis, 3898 nucleotides long. RefSeq names its product zinc finger protein 436-like. The record is from RefSeq and is a predicted model, not a curated record. Lineage: Eukaryota; Metazoa; Arthropoda; Malacostraca; Decapoda; Penaeidae. Gene Ontology annotation, molecular function: RNA polymerase II cis-regulatory region sequence-specific DNA binding; DNA-binding transcription factor activity, RNA polymerase II-specific. The coding region runs from base 210 to 2231 and encodes 673 amino acids. Gene Ontology annotation, cellular component: nucleus. The transcript is spliced from 2 exons. Gene Ontology annotation, biological process: regulation of transcription by RNA polymerase II.